UGGCUACGCGGAGCUCGAUGACAGAUGGUCGGUCGACACGAUCCAAGCGCAAGAAACAAGCGGACGCUCUGAUGGUGAUUUACUACGACCGCGAUUCGAGUUUCCGUCUCCGUUCGACGUUGCAUCCGGUGUCCUGUCGCCUCGAUCGGUAUCCCUGCAAGUCAGAGAUUGUCGCCUCUUCUUGUCUCUUCGUCACUCCUCUGAUACACUGUAUCGAUUCGGACGAGGUGGGAGGCAGUACGGUGGUAGCCGAGGGUGUAGUAGGCGGCAUAAGGGGCCCAGGCGGCGGGUGCCGCGCAUCCUCGAUGACGAUGGCCGAGAGCGCCGUGGAGGACGCUGCAGCCGCGCCCCCGGGUCCGGCCAAGCCGCCACCGCCCUCCUGUACAAACAACAACACCCUGGCGGCGACUGCGAACCGGAACCAUCGGAACCUCCGCAGACGGAAACGGCUCGAUCAGGUGGUGGACAUCCUGCAACACCGUAGCUCGCCCAGCGAGGGUGAGGUCCUCAAGUUCGAGGGCAGCGGGCCAGCGUCGGAGGAAGAAGAAGACGUGUUCGGUUCCCCCAGGACGUUCUCGAGAUCGGCGACGGACGCGCCGUCGGGCAUCAGUCUGCUGCCUCUCAGGCUGAAGAGCGAAGAGCCUGUGACGCCCACCGAGGAGCAAAGAAAUUCGAACGAUGACGAUCAACAGCAGCAGAAUCACCAUCCUCAUCAUCCUCACUAUCACCCUCAUCACUAUCGUCAUCGGCACAGGCAUCAUCACAGGAACAACGCGAAUCACGCGUACGAUCACCUUCACCCGCCUCAUCAGAGAUCCUCGACGCCCAAGUACGCUGGCUGCAGCUGCGUCCAGUGCUCCCAGUCCAUCUCCUCUCCGAUGGUCCUUCCCUCUCCCACCACCCCGCUCACACCCCUCACUCCUCUCACACCGCUCACUCCGCUCAACUUGCCGCCCCUCGCAUUGCCGCCCCUCACGCCAGGAUCCCUCUCGUCGUACAGCUUCGAGCAUUACAUGCACACCAAGUACCUGCCUGACAUCUUUCGAGGACGUAGUCACUCGGACUCGGACCUGGUGCCGGGAUGGGACCAGAAGCCACUGCUCUCGACCUCCUCGAUCUUCGUGAACCAUCCGUUGAGGUGCGGUUCCCUCGAGAGCGACACCACCAGUCCUCAGGAGUCGCCGUUGGAUCUCUCGAUGAAGAACCUGAUGGCGACUGCCGCGGCGGCGGUCGCCGGAAGACCACCAGCUCUGCAGCUGCUCCCUCCCGGGAUAGUGUCGAGGGGUUCCGUGAGCGUGCCCGUGGUGAAGGGCGACGUGGCGUCCCCGACGACGAAGGAGAGCGUCGCCGUUCGUUACAACCUCGAGGUCUCGCCCGUGGUCGAGGAGAUGCCUCCUGGCGCCGACGUGGCGUACGUCUGUCCUGUCUGCGGUCAGAUGUUCAGUCUGCACGAUCGUCUCGCGAAGCACAUGGCCUCGAGGCAUCGCAGACAGGGUCCCCAGGACGCCUCCGCCAAGGCGUAUCUCUGCGACGUCUGUAAGAGGAGUUUCGCCAGGUCGGACAUGCUCACCAGACACAUGAGGCUGCACACGGGCGUUAAACCGUACACGUGCAAGGUCUGCGGCCAAGUAUUCAGCAGGUCGGAUCACCUGAGCACGCACCAGAGAACGCACACGGGUGAGAAGCCGUACAAGUGCCCGCAGUGCGCGUACGCGGCGUGUCGCAGAGACAUGAUCACCAGGCAUCUGAGGACCCACGCCAGAUUCCCCGACGCUCAGACGCCUAAAACAGAACCUGGCCUCCUUGCCGGCGAGGACAGCCCGAUGUUCGCGCAGGAGAUGGCCUCGCCGUCGGCCACGAUCAAGGCCGAAUGACGACGGCAGGCUGGAUGACCACGUUUCUCUGCCGCGAUCCAUGCGGUUCUCGAGGAAGGGGACGUCCGGCUACGACGGAGAGGCUCUUGGCCGCCGUCGCGAGGUCCCAGCGACGUCGACGACUGGACGGGGGUUGAAGAGGUCAACGGCGGAAGGCAAGGGAUCGAUCUAUCCUGGAAUCGACGCGACGGUUCGCGAGAAUCGGAGACGAAGUCGCGGUAGAGUCGACGCGUUGACUGUCCGUUGACGGGCACCCGUAUCUCGAACGCCAGCUUCGUUUAGUUCUUUGCUUUUGGAAUUUAAUAUUUCAAGUAGCAAUGAAGAAUGUGGCAUUACUUAAGAGACUUAACGUGUUUAUCGCAAAAUUAAGAGAAAAGAAAAGGCUGAUGGGGCUUGCGUUUAAGGUACAAACGCGAUGGUCAAGGGCGAUUUCGAGUUAGGGAUCCAUUGAAUUCGGAACGGAUAUUGUCCGUGCUGAUAACAUAAAAAAAUUGUUGGUGCAUAGUACUUAGAAAAGAUGGUAGCCUAUUUAUCGCUAUGAAAAUCUUGUCUCUCUUAGAAUCGUAUUCGCGAUGCCAGUUACGGACAGUCAACGCGUCGAGAGGGUAGCUUGGUAGUUUUUAGUUAAGAACUGCGGUUUCUUUAUUGUUGCUUUUAUGAGAAGAAAUAAGGAGAUACAUUUUUUUUUUUGAAAAUGUAAAAUUUGAUCUGCUCGUCGUUGAUUCGAUAACUGAAACUAUUUUUUAUAAAAUAUUCAGAGCGUAUAGAUAUCGUCUUAUAAAAUUGAGAUUACCAGACUGCCCUCUUAACAAAAUUCUAAAAUUUUCGUAUAUUUUGUCUUAUAUCUUGAAGUCACGCCGUCGGUCUUUGAAUCAUACGCGAGUCGUUUUAAGGCGUGUUUGAGACUUCUGACAGUAUUACCGUAUCUCCUCGUCUUCCCCGUUGCAUCCCUAAAAAUUGCGCGACGCGCAUCUUUCGAGGUUCUUUGUCGCAAGUCAAGGACCGCUCGUGGCUCGUUUCAGCAACGUUCGACGUUUUCAGCUAUAGUACGUUUCAUUUUACACUCUGUAAAGUCCAGAGUUCGUUAACUUCCCUAUUUUUUUUUUGUUUUCCUAUUUUACUUGCGAAGAAGAUAGUUCGCAUUUCCUUUUUAUUUUAGUCGAGUCUCUUGCGCACGAAAGCAGUGUUUUUUUUCCUUUUGCGCAAGGAAUAUGCGCCGCGUGCGGCGAUUUAAAACUUUUAACCAAUUUUUUUUUAGCUUUUCUGGAAUUUCCUAGAAUUGCCUCGUUGCUGGAACUUGUUCGAGUGGGCAACCUCCGUCGAAACCAAGACUACUCUUCCUCGGUCGAUACUCGUACACUCGAAACUCAAGCGAUCUAAAAGCAUUCCCACUAAACCGCGCGCCACGAAGAUCCACGAAAACGGUGCUUAAGCAAAUUUGUAGCCUUCACGUCGAUAUCGAUUCUUUCGUUUUCGGACACCAGAGAUGGGCAAAGUUGUUGUCCUGUGAUUGCCUUUGUACGUGCAUCUGUUUGUUACGUGAAAUAUAUACAUCUACGUAUGGUGUAUAUAUUUGUAUAUUUUAAUGUUUUUAAUUCUCGAUUACGCGCGUUGAAAGUGGUCAAAGGUGUUCGGUCGACUGUCGAAGAAGUAAGUGCCAAAUUUUUUCGGUCGAGAAACGGUUGACGAAUCUGUUAGUGGUAUCCAGAGAUGGGCAAACCUAUAUUAAUUACUCGUAACUAAAAUAAAAAAGUCACAACGAAUACAUCUUCCUUUUUUUUUGCGUUUAAACAAACACUUAACGUUAUUAUUUAAAUAAAAAUUAGAAUUCGAGUUGCAGGAAAAUUGCAAAAAUUACGAACAAUAUUUUGUUCAUCUCUGACGGUGUUCCUUUUACCUAUCGUUGAAAAGAGACAACGAUUUCCAAGCGAGAAAUGUUUGUUUAUCGGCGGUGUUCCUCUCGAAACUCGUCUAUCGUCGAUUUCGAGAAUCAAAAAUCGUCGAUUCGUCGAGCGAUCCAGCUCGAUGCUCGUACGCAAUCCUCGAGACGAUUGUUUGAAUGUUAGUAUAGUACCGAGGUUGCGUCGGUAGAGUUAGUUGUUAACGAUCGAACAGGAGAGAAUGUUUUUUUAUUGUGCGUUGCGAUAUUCCUCUUGAACGGCGUCGUGAUAUAUAUUUAUCGAAAAUUCGUUGUUAGGCGCGACUGAGAAACCGUUUUUUGAAACGUUGUACGAGGAAAUUGAAGCUCAAGGAUGGAGAACUCGAAGCGAAGAAAGAGGGUUGGGAGUUUUUCCUGGCGAAUGAAAGUAGAACGAACGUAACCGUACCU
Molecule: messenger RNA, 4203 nt
Organism: Hylaeus anthracinus
Lineage: Eukaryota; Metazoa; Arthropoda; Insecta; Hymenoptera; Colletidae
Gene: klu
Exons: 2
Coding region: 18-1874 (618 amino acids)
Biological process (GO): regulation of transcription by RNA polymerase II
Molecular function (GO): RNA polymerase II cis-regulatory region sequence-specific DNA binding; DNA-binding transcription factor activity
Source: RefSeq, a predicted model, not a curated record